Bufo bufo (common toad) is the source of this 3443-nucleotide messenger RNA. Its product is annotated as glutamine-rich protein 1-like. Bases 282 to 2255 code for a protein of 657 amino acids. The record is from RefSeq and is a predicted model, not a curated record. NCBI's taxonomy places the organism in Eukaryota, Metazoa, Chordata, Amphibia, Anura, Bufonidae. The transcript has 10 exons.
CGGAGUUCGUAGGUAAAUGCAAGAUGGCUGCCGGCGCGCCCCGGACCUCCCGCCGCCUUUGACAGCGGUGACUGUGCGUGUGUGCGAGACAGCUGCGGGAGAAGGCGGGCCCGGGCACUGCUUGUACGGCCGUCCUCCGCUGCCUGCUCCGCUGUGUGUAGAUGCUCGCACUCCCGGGAAGCCGCAGCCACCCCGGAAACAACAAAGAGUGGUGGACAUGAGGACAGCGGCUUUCUUUAUUACAAAUGACACAAUAAGUUCGUUUUGCAGUUGCCGGAAGGAUGAGCCAUUCUUUGGAAAACUCCAUUCCAUAUGAAGACUAUCUGAGAAUGAAAGCGCAGACUAUUCCUCCCCACCGCAUGAAAGACUUCUUAGAUUCGCUGAAUGGCAAGGGAGCAGAAGAAAUGCAGCAGUUUGUUCAUUCUCCAAUUUCUGUAUAUCAGCAAAGAAACCAUUACUUUUACAUGGACAAUUCUGAUGUGGCUGGUUCUUUACUGGAGCUAGCUAGGCCCAUCACUUCUCCUCUGCAACACUCUAUUAGCCCCGGAGUUCCUCUUGAUCAGCAUCAUGUCCAAUUGCGACAGGGCCACGGUAUUGAUGUUCAAGCAGGGCAACCAAAUAAGACUCUCCAGCAGCAGGUUGAUGGACAGUCUGUUUCUGAUGGCCAGAACGCUAGCAUUGUUGGUACAUCUGCUUCUCAAGAUCGAAGAGCUUGCUCUUCAGGAUUAUCUCAGCCUGUUAAAAAGAGAAAAUUUGAUAUGCCCAUUGAGGACAGCUACACUAUUAGCCAUACAUCUUUACAAAACACUCCUGCGGCAGUCGUAGCAUUGCCUUUGCAAAGUCAGCAACAGGCUUACAUUCCUCUACGGCAGGAGCUGCUCACUGUGGAUAGUAGCCAAUUGUAUGGACUCGUACCUGCUAGUACUUCACCAUCUGGACAGUUGCCUAAUGUAGAAUCUUGGGCGAUAUUCUCUGCCCAUGCUACCUGUCCUGAAUCUCAGACUUUAGUAAACACUUCUGUACCUCAGGACAGUUGUGGAGUAGUUCAAAUGGGGGAGAUUCCAAUGCCCAUUAGUAGUGUAAAACUAGAAGAGAGCAAAGAGAGCUUUGAUGUGAAAAAGAACAUCUCAGAUAAAACAAUGCAUGCCGCUGGUACGUCUGGGUUUUCCAUGCCAUUGUUAAACAUGAACGGUAACAUUCAAAUUCCCCUUUCAUUACAAACAAGUGGACGUGUGUACCAGUCUUCAAAAUACUGGGAUCAACAAAUGCAGACUCAAAGUGUUCAGUGUCCGCCAUCUGAGCCACAACUGCGGUUACAUAAUAAUACUGAUUUUCAUUGCAUCCUUAAGCCAGAAGAAGGAGCUUUGUUUUGGAAGACUUGGGCACAGAUUAAGAAUGCAGAGACUCUAAAAGAAGCUGAAAACAAACCGUCGUGGUUAGGAAAAAGAAGACCUUUAAUUUUUAAAGAAGAUGUGCUGUCGGUGCCAAUUGCAGAAUUAAAUUAUGGAUUAUGUUUAAUAACCAAAGAAGCCAAGAGGCAUGAUGGCUCUCCAUAUGAUGCAGAUAUGAUGUAUUAUUUGCUCCUUUGUGUACAGAAGCAUAUGUUUGACAACAACAGGAUUGAUAACGUUUUUGCUGACCUUUACUAUUCAAAAUUUCUGGAAAAACUUCAUGAAGUGCUUAAGGGAUAUUGUCCAAGAAUUAAUCCAUUUGGUUAUGUCAUAUCCAGCUGCAUCUCCGAAGAAAUGUUGUGGGACUGCAAGCAACUUGGUGCUCAUUCUCCCACCACUCUGCUUUUUACGCUAAUGUAUUUCAAUACCAAGUACUUUGUUUUGAAAACUGUAGAGCAGCAUUCACAGUUGGCUUUUUCCAAGAUUACAAAACAGACACGGAAAAAUCCAGGAGUAGGAAAAGACAAAAACUGCACAAUCCGCUUCUUGCGUCUUUAUGGACAAGUUCAGAGUGGCUUGAAAGUUGCAGAAGAAACCUACGUAGAACAACUUGAGAAUCCAGAUAACCCACUACAGUGUCCCAUAAAACUGUAUGACUUCUAUCGCUUUAAAUGUCCUCAGGGAGCCCGAGGACCCACAGAUGCCUUCUAUUUGGUCCCUGAACCAGUAGUUGCACCUAAUAGCCCCAUCUGGUACUCUGGGCAGCCUGUAAAUGAGGACGUGAUGGAGCAAAUGCUGACUCGUAUUUUACUUGUUAAAGAGGUCCAGGAAGCUCAUGCUUCAUCCCGCAUUUCUGCAUAUUAGUGACUUGCUUGUACUAUAUACCUGUAUUUUGAACUUUGUAUAUACAACUGUUUGUAAAGCAUGAAGAAUCUGUGUAGACUCUUUACUGUACUCUAUCCCACAGGAAAAGCAAUUGCUUUGAGAAUACAGAGCAUUUACUGACCACAGUCUGUUAUGUUUGCAAUGUACGAUAAGCACAUUCUGCAGAUUUUUUUAGGACAUAUAAUUUAUGCUGACACUACAUGGAGCACUAUGUAACACUGUAUAUGCAGUGCUGAAAUCACUUGUGUGGAGUAAAUUUCCACUCCAGAUUACCUUUUUUUUUGUUGUAAAUAUUCUGCAUUUUUUGUGCGCAUAUAAGCGAAUGCAUAUAAGAUCAAUUGUUAUCUUUAAGUCUUAUGAUUAAGAAAUAUGUACGAUACGAUAGACUGUAUGUAUGAAAUCAUUGUUUGUAACAAGCGCUUAGCAUUUGUAUAAUUUAUUAAUCAGUUUAGUGCAAUGCAACCAUAAUCAUGUUCUGAAUGAAACAUGCUGAAAUUAUGGAAUCGUACUGUUUUUUUCCUUUACGAAAGGAGAAGGCUUCCAUGACUGGCCUACUUGCAGAGGAACAGAGUUUCCAAGGAAAUACUCAGGUCUUUGCAAGAAAUGCAGACAUUCUAAAAAAAUAUCUACAUGCGAUGGGGAGAUGAAACCAUGUUAUUUUGUUCUUUUUUUCUGUUCAUUAGUUGCUGUUAUGAAAGAAAGUGUAAACCGGGUUCAUGGGAAACUUCAAUGCUGUUGGAUUAUUUCCAGCCUUUGUGUUUGACGUAGUGGGUGUAUUUUGUGCCUAAGUAAAAUGUCACUACGGAUUUGACACUUUAUUGGUUAACACCUACAUUUGUGUUUGCACAGAGGGAUUGCACAUCAUGCUGAGAAAAGAAAAACUAUACAACCUUACCUCAAAAAUCCAGUCAUGCCGUGCCUUAACACAAUCCAGGCACUUGGAUUUCUUUCAGUGGUGACUGUAAUGUAAAUUUUGAUUACUUGUGUUUUUAGUAAGUUCACUUUUACAGGGAGAUUUGUAUAUUUUCACAGAAGAUUUAACAUGGAAAUCACUAAUAGGUAAAUGAGUUUGUUAUAUCUGAUGUAUGCUAGAUUUCUGGUAUCUUUGUUAUUUAAUACAGAUUGAGCACUAAUUUUGAUUUGAAAUAAAAAUCGCAAUUGAAUGUA